Molecule: messenger RNA, 660 nt
Organism: Stereum hirsutum FP-91666 SS1
Lineage: Eukaryota; Fungi; Basidiomycota; Agaricomycetes; Russulales; Stereaceae
Exons: 2
Molecular function (GO): acyltransferase activity, transferring groups other than amino-acyl groups
Source: RefSeq, a predicted model, not a curated record
CUUCGUCUCUCGCCGACCACGAACGAGCCCUACCUGACUCUUCCGGCUCCAUAUUCACAUAUAAUCAUCACCCCGCCUAGAGCGUCGGAUGUAGAGGCGCAUAGGGCGAUUAUAGAUGAUCCGAGGGUUUAUAGGUGGUUGGCUGGUCCGACGAUUCCAUACCCGGUGGAGAGAGCGAGGGCGUUUGUGGCGAGGGGACAGGGGGUGGCGAGGGAGGCGUUGGCGGAGCUGACAGGCGAAGACUCGAGUUCAGGAAGGGAGGUGGAGGGACUGGCAGGCGAGGGGCUGCGGAUGGUUAGUCGGUGUCCGGUGAAUAUUAUUAGGGAGAGACGAGAGGAUGGCACGGAGGUUUAUUUGGGUGAUUGUUCGUUUGCGAGGUAUCGGUUUUUGGACGAGCAGGAUCCAGACGAGCGGAAGAGAAUGAUAGAUGCGAAUGAAGCGUUGCCAGUCGGAUAUCCUCAGAUUGUUUGGGAAUUGGCAGAUUUUUUGAGCCCAACACAUCAUGGACAAGGUAUCAUGACGGCAGUAAUGGAUACACUGAUGAACGAAUGGUGUGUUCCACGGAUGGGUAUGAGACAUGUUCGAACGGCAAUCUUUGUUGGGAACGAGGGGAGCCGUCGCGUGAUGGAGAAGAACGGGUUCGCGCUGUGGAAGACGGUG